Molecule: messenger RNA, 1900 nt
Organism: Moneuplotes crassus
Lineage: Eukaryota; Ciliophora; Spirotrichea; Euplotida; Euplotidae
Source: the annotation of a GenBank genome assembly
AUAAAAUGUGCCGCUGAUGAAUGAGGGAUAGAAGGCUAAAAAAGAAAUGAUACAAAGGAAGAACAGCUUGUUUUGUAGCCUAUGCUUGACUCUCUUUUCAGUUCGAUACCCCUUUUGAAGAAGGUAAAACUGAUAGAACUGAGAUAUUUGAGCAGCUACAAGAGCUGUCAAACUCAAAAACAAACACUAAAAUGAACAAAAACCAUAAAAUUUUAACCAUAUUUCAAAAAACAAACACCAACGAUGCCGGGGAAAUAUUCCUCCCUCAAACCUCCCAAAUCGUCCUCGGAGACUUCAGAAAAUAAAUUUUGCUCAAAAGCAGACGCUGUAAUAAAAGAUGAAGAGACGUCGUAUGGGCACUCUUAUCGUUUUGGAUCUGAAAAAUAUUAUUCUUAUACAGAGUAUCUCUCAGCUUAUAUGGACAGAGCCCUGAAGUUUUUCAUCUUACACGCUUUUGAGAGAUAUUGAGAGGUGUGCAGAUAUGUCACUGGUGGAUUUGUUGAUAGGAUACCCAACUACAAGACGAAUACUUACUUCUACAUGCAUAAAUCUGAGUUGUAUGAAUACCAAACCUCUUCAUAUAAGAUUGCCCUUUACAAAUGUAAAGAACUUAAAGAACAAAAUUAUGAGCUCAUAGUAACACCAGAACAGCUGGAGUUCAUCAAAGCAUAUCUGAAAGAGAAAAUGGAUGAUUUUAUAAUUAAUAAAGGAUGAUUUGAGGUCAAAGAACUUAAGGCUAUGCUCGAUGAACUAGAGAACCAAGAUGAAUACUCUAAUUUCAAGUCUUAUGAUCAGCUAGAUCAAGUAGAUCUCCUUGAAGGAGAAGUAAGCCACGAAGUGAAAAUCCUCUUUGAGAAACUUCUCGAUGUUAACUUUCCUGACCAUUUACUAUAUCUUUACAGCAGAAAAAUGCAGAUUUCAGAAGAAGAAUCUUUCAUAAUCUUCAUUGAGUACCUCAAAUUUCUUAUCCUAAAAUACCUAAACCCUGACGCAGACAUCGUCCCUAGCUUCAGAAUCGACCAAUUCUGGAGGGAUCAUUUCGUCCUGACCAAAAACUACCGCGACAUAUCUCUCAACAUAUUUGAAUCUGAAAGUAUUGUUCUCUACUCUCAGACUACAUCGUCAGAUUUUCCUCAGAAUUAUGAAAAGAUCCUUGAUCUGUACCAGGAGACUUUCGGGUGUGCCCCUCAUAAGUAUGUUUGGGGAUCUGCUCCUGAUGAACAAAGUUUUUAUGACCAGGAUUUCUUGUACGUUAAUACUUUGAGAUUAGCUGUUUAUACGGUGUAUGAGGAGAAUGCCACUGGAGUUUUUGGGGAAGGAUCAGUGGUAGCGAAGGAAUGUUGGGAUUUACCCCUAUCCACAUUCCAUUCCUCUCCUUCCAAAGCAACCAUUCUGCACGUCCCUUCCGCAGCCCUGCUUGACCGUCACGCCCGGAACCGUACAGAGCCUUCCCCUUGGAAGGAUCUGUACGAGCCUUGUGAGUGACCACCACAAGUGUUUUGUAAAGGCUCGCCAAAAUUUUUGGAUUUGCCAGUGAUCAAUGGAAAAGAAGGAGCAGUGAUCGAUGUUGGGUCUAAAAUAUGCUACCCUUUAAAAUGACACUUGAAGGCAAAGAAAUAUGCACCAGAUCAGCCAGUGGUCGACGUAGAGAUGCAACUAGACCUAGAUGACUUAGCAAAUGAUGCAUGCGAAGGAGUACACCUCCUCAAGGAUAAUGGACUGAGAUCAAAAGACAUGGAUAAGGCAAUGGGGUAUCUGAGAUCUGGGAGAGAUAGCAUCCAUGAUAUCAAGGAUGAGUAUGUGUGGAAAUAUGGAAAGCAGAUCUUUAAAAAAGUCAAGAGAAAGUUAAAAGAAAGAGAUUCUUAAUGAAUCACUACAAAUAACCUUUUUCAAUUUCAAA